CGGUAAGCAGUAAGCGGUAUUGAAUGGUGGGGGAGAGAAGAGAGAGAAUACAUUGCAAAAACCAAUAAGGAAACCGCACUUCUUUGCUCAAAUACAUUGCAUGUGGCUUUCUCUCCUGUGUAUUGUCACAUACCCAAACAUCUCUCCUCUCCUAAUAAAACCAACCCCUUUUCCUUGCCACCCAUCUUUCAUAUCUCUUUCCCAACAGUUUUUUCCCUAUCUGAUAGGGUUUCUAUGUCCUUCUAGCUCCAAUCUCUCUCAUGCAUCCGUGUCUUCAAGCUACAUACGGUGACGUUUCAGCCUUCUUCCUUGUUGGGUCUCUCUUUUUUGCUCUCUUUGGAGGGUUUUCGAUCGGGGAACAGCGCAGAUUUGACCUCCCGGGGUUUUUUGAGCUGUACUCAUGUCAAAGCUCUUUUCUUUUAGUGGAAGUGAUGAUUUUUGCCCUGGGGGGUCGAUUUACCCAAACCCUAAGGGGUCAAGUCUCUUUUUGUCCCUUGGACGCCAUGUGGAUGUGUAUUUUCCUCCUCACAAGAGGUCGCGCAUCAGUGCCCCAUUUGUUUUCUCAGGAGAGAGGUUUGAGCAGAAGAACCCAUCAAUUGAGGUUCUCCCUGAUGAAUGCUUAUUUGAAAUCUUCAGACGGUUACCAGGAGGUCGAGAGAGGAGUUCCUGUGCUUGUGUUUCCAAGCGCUGGCUUACACUUGUAAGCAACAUCCGCAGAGAUGAAAUCAGUGAAAAUAAGACCACCCAAGCUUUGAAUCUCAAGGAUGAGAGUACUGAUAAGAAGGGUGGAGUUGUUUCCGAGGUUGAAGAUCAGGAUGUUGAGGAUGAUGGAUACCUCUCUAGGAGUUUGGAAGGGAAGAAAGCCACAGAUGUUAGACUUGCUGCUAUUGCUGUUGGAACUGCUAGUCGUGGAGGACUGGGCAAGCUUUUCAUUCGAGGAAGCAAUUCCAGGCGUGGAGUGACUACUGUUGGCCUCAGGGCCAUUUCUCGUGGGUGCCGUUCUCUUAGGGUUCUUUCCUUGUGGAAUUUGUCUUCUGUUGGAGACGAAGGUCUCUGUGAGAUUGCUGAUGGGUGUCACCAGCUAGAAAAGCUUGACCUUUGCAAUUGUCCUGUAGUUACUGAUAAGUCUUUGUUCGCUGUUGCUAAGGGUUGCCCUAAUUUGACUGAUCUGACCAUUGAGGGUUGUGCAAACAUUGGAAAUGAAGGCCUCCAAGCUGUAGCACGCUGCUGUCCCAAUCUAAAGUCUGUUUCAAUCAAAGGCUGCCACCUUGUUGGAGAUCAAGGAAUUGCAAGCCUGCUGUCUUCAUCCUCAUAUUCCCUCACAAAAGUAAAGCUCCAGGCCUUGAACAUUACCGAUGUCUCUCUUGCUGUUAUUGGGCACUAUGGCAAGGCAGUGACUGACCUUUCUCUUACUAGCCUUCCAAAUGUGAGUGAGAAGGGCUUCUGGGUAAUGAGUAAUGGUCAUGGGCUACAGAAAUUGAAGUCUUUUACAGUUACAACCUGCGGUGGAGUGACAGAUUUGGGACUAGAAGCUGUUGGAAAAGGUUGCCCAAAUUUGAAGCAGCUCUGCCUCCGUAAAUGUGCUUUCUUAUCUGAUAACGGGUUGGUGUCUUUUUCCAAAGCAGCUGGUUCACUAGAGAGCUUGCAACUGGAGGAGUGCCACAGAAUCACCCAAUUUGGUUUUGUCGGUUCCCUUCUUACUUGUGGUGCAAAGUUGAAGGCUAUUUCUCUUGUGAACUGCUUGGGUAUUAAGGAUCUGAACCUGGGAUUGCCUCCUCUAUCCUCUUGUGAAUCCCUUCGAUCACUGUCCAUCUGUAACUGCCCUGGUUUUGGUGAUGCUAGCUUGGUUGCAUUGGGGCAGUUGUGCCCUCAACUGCAGCAUGUGGAAUUGAGUGGGCUUCAUGGAAUAACAGAUGCUGGGUUUCUCCCUUUGCUUGAGAGUUGUGAGGCUGGUUUGGUGAAGGUUAAUCUCAGCGGUUGUGUGAAUUUGAGUGACAAAGUUGUUUGUAUGAUGGCUGAUUUGCAUGGGUGGACUCUAGAAACACUGAAUCUGGAUGGUUGUAAGAUCAGUGAUACUAGUUUGGUUGCAAUUGCAGAUAACUGUCAGUUGCUCAGUGAUCUGGAUGUCUCCAAGUGUGCUAUCACUGAUUCUGGAAUUGCAGCUCUGGCUCAUUCUAAUCUGAUCAAUCUGCAGAUCCUUUCUGUGUCUGGCUGCUCUAUGGUCUCGGACAAAAGCUUGCCUUCACUAGGAAAAUUGAGUCAGACUCUCUUGGGGUUAAACCUACAGCAAUGCAAGGCAAUCAGCAGUGGUGCAGUUGACCUGCUUGUGGAGCAGCUAUGGAGGUGUGAUAUCCUUUUCUGAACUAAUGGAUAUAGAUUCCUCCAUAUAUUACCUGGUUCGACCAAUCAAGAAGCAUUAGAAUAGCCUUUGUGAGUAGCAGCGGUGUGUAGUUUUUGGGUCCAUCAGCUAUGGGUCUUCUAUAUUCCGAUGCUCAGUCCCUUUUUCCAGGGAAUAUGGCCAUUCUCUUUUUUUUUUUUUUUCUUUGCAGGUUUCCUUUUAUCGGAGAUCUGUUACCAGAUUUUGAACCCCAAGAAUGGGUGUUGGUUUCUUCACGGCCGUGUUUCCCUGAGAAUACAGUCACUGAGUUCUGGAUUUUAGGGUAUCUUUCCAAUUUGUUAUGGCUUUAUGUUUGUUGGGGUGCUGGUGCAUGGUGUUUUUGCUUAGCCUUGUUCAUUUCUUCUUGGGCUAAGCUUUUGUUAUACUGUCCGUCCACUACCCUAUUUGAAGUUUGUACGUCGUUGGUUUUACCGAGUCUUUCACGUUUUUGAACUCAAAAGUUCUACACGUGAUGGUUGGGUCUUCUGUUUUCUUAAAAGGGGUGGAUUGAAAGUCUUGAGUCAUUGUAGUUGUGGUUGCUUUCGGCAGUUCGAAGUUUGGUGUCUUGCUUUCAUGGGCUUUGGCCAUGGCAGCAGUUUAUAUGGUCUGCCAUGACAACUCUUGGAGUUGUUUUUUAUUUAUUUUACCAAGCCCUAGUUUUGCAGGUUUCAUUUGCUCCGAACUGUAGUCUGUAGCCUUUCAACCAUGUAAUGAAUUUUUAAAUCUGCCCUUGGAAAUCAUGUAUGUUUUCGUCUCCAUCAUUAAUAAAAAGUGAUAAACUUUAUCUUGUAGAAA
Molecule: messenger RNA, 3172 nt
Organism: Durio zibethinus
Lineage: Eukaryota; Viridiplantae; Streptophyta; Magnoliopsida; Malvales; Malvaceae
Product: EIN3-binding F-box protein 1-like
Biological process (GO): SCF-dependent proteasomal ubiquitin-dependent protein catabolic process
Cellular component (GO): SCF ubiquitin ligase complex
Molecular function (GO): protein binding
Source: RefSeq, a predicted model, not a curated record